Messenger RNA from Misgurnus anguillicaudatus (oriental weatherfish), 2281 nucleotides. The record is from RefSeq and is a predicted model, not a curated record. Lineage: Eukaryota; Metazoa; Chordata; Actinopteri; Cypriniformes; Cobitidae.
UGGAGAGUGACAGAGGAAGUGAUCAGGGUGUCCUACAGGGGGCUAGAUGCCAAAAACAGAAAUAGUAAACAUGAAAGUGAGAAGGAGGGCGUGAGAUUAAAGCGUCUGUUUAGCGUUCAACGGCCUCCAUAUAUCAAACCCUUGCAGUUAUUUGUGUCUCCUUACCCAGAGUUUGGAUCGGACCGGUGAGAUCCGGGUAAGGAUCAUCAUGUAUAACAACAACAGCACACCGUCAGUGCCCCGUUCAUCUGAGACUGGAAAUUCAGUCAGAAGUUCAGCGUUUAACCCGGGUGAACCGCUGCGACAGCCGCGCACGUCUCCACCGAUCGGUGACGCGAGCUCAGAUGGCAGAGGGUCUCAGAUAACUUCAAAUGUACGGGAAAGUAACAAUAGUGGGACUGCCUUAAAAACUGCAGAUUCACUGGCCAAAAACUCCAAUCUGUCCGCUGCAGCAGCAGAGUUCAUCCCAAGCGGCUAUGCAUCAUACCAGGAUGAUGUGUAUUCAGAUGGACCUGAAAGUUACUAUCCUGAUGUCUCACUGGCUGAUUUCGUGCAUGAUUUUGUAAGCCAUUUGGCCUCAUCUCCGGGGUCCUUCGAGUCCGAAAUCGAUUACAUCACUGACACACUGAACGGCUUGGUCACCACAGAGGAAACACUGCAGGAGUUGGUUGAGCUCAUCUAUGUACAGUCCACAACCAUCCCUAACUUUGCUUAUACUGGGGCUCGACUCUCUAACCAUCUGUCCCAACACAUCAUCUUCAGUCCACCCAGUGGGAACUUCCGUCAGCUGCUGCUAAUAAGAUGUCAGACAGAGUUUAACCAGAGAGAGCAAGCUGUCAGGGGAGACAAGGACACCCAGAAAAGGUUUCAUUCGUAUGUGCUGUUUCUAGGAGAACUUUACCUAAACUUAGAGGUCAAAAGUAAAAAAGGCACACCGGGGCGAGCUGACGUCUUGCUGGGAGCCCUAAAAGAUCUUUUGAACACGCUAUUCUCUCACCCUGACGACCCAAACCUAAUCUGCGCUGUCAAAUUACUCAAGCUGAGCGGUUCGAUUCUAGAGGACACAUGGAAAGAUAAAAAAACAUCAGACAUGAAUGACAUCAUCAAGAAAAUUGAAGAGAUUUUGUUAGAUGCCAAAUGUAGCAGAGAUGUUAGACAGAUGCUGCUGAAGCUGGUGGAGUUGCAGUCGAGUAACUGGGGGCGAGUUCACACAGCUGCUGUCUCGUAUGAUGCUACACCUGACAACGACCCAAACUACUUUAUGAAUGAACCAACCUUUUACACAACAGAUGGGAAACCUUUCACAGCUGCCGAUCCUGACUAUUCAGAGAAAUAUCAGGAGAUUCUAGACAGAGAAGAUUAUUUCCCUGACGCAUGUGAAGAGAAUGGUGCUGAAUCUUUUGACGGUGAUGAUGACGAAAUGGAUCCUGAGAUCGAGGAGGCGUUUGAGAGAUUUUGUAUGGAAUCGGAGAAUAAAAGGAAAUGAGAUCUGUGGAUGUUACCAUUCAACCGGCGGGAAUGUUACAGAGUUGGCGGAACCAAAAAGUUUUUUGGUGAUUUUUGUUUUGUUUUGUUUGUUUAGUUGUUUGAUUUCUCAACAAGAACUACAUGUCUACACUUUCAUUGGAUAUAAUAGCAGAGUUUAUUGUUUGAUUGUAACAUAACAAUUGGCAAGGCAAUCAAACCAUCAAGUUUCGGGUAGCCGGUUUAGCGUGUGGCUCGUGAGGUUUAUCGUUUUAUUUGUGUUUUGAUUCGUCUGACAUCCAAAAAACGUUUGCGGUGAGAUUUUAAUAUAAGCCGAAGAGUAGCAGCAUAAAGUGUAUGAGGUUUGUUUGCAAAUUAUUUCCUGAAUAUCGAUGUAAUUGUAGGAGAUGUGGAAUGUCACCUUGGUUUGUUUGUUUUCAAUCCUUAAGGCUUGUCUGUUUCAGUUCUGUUUGGAAUACAAAAUUCUUAACAGAACGCAGUGGGAAAGAUAACAAUGUUUAUGAAUGCUCUUCCUUUCAGAGAUCCAAUGCAAACUAAUUUUGAAUUAGUAGUAACCUGCUUCAUGGUCACUUUGGCUUUCUGAAUGCAGGAAUAAAGUUUCCACAAGUGUCAAAUAGCUGAGAAUAAGCUCUGCGCGGUUUAAGGAGUUCACACGGAUUCAUCACCACUGUGAUUUUUCUUAACUAUUAUCAUCACUAACAUCUCACAGAUCCCUUAUAAAGGAAUGUUUAUUUUAAUAUAGUUGUAAAUAUUAUUUACUGCAUUGUUUGCCUGCAAUAAAUCUUUUUCAAAACAA